This is a messenger RNA of Exophiala spinifera, 426 nucleotides long. RefSeq lists its product as uncharacterized. The coding region runs from base 1 to 426 and encodes 141 amino acids. The record is from RefSeq and is a predicted model, not a curated record. NCBI's taxonomy places the organism in Eukaryota, Fungi, Ascomycota, Eurotiomycetes, Chaetothyriales, Herpotrichiellaceae. The transcript has a single exon.
AUGACCGCCAUCACAGGAAUCGCACACGUCAACCUCACCGUGCCCAGCGGCGGUCUCGAGUCAGCCAGGGACUUUUACGCGGGCACGCUGGGCUUCACGUCGCGCACGGUGCCGCAUCUCCAAAAGGACUCGCUUGCCUGGUUCGACAUCGGGACGUCGGGCCAACAAAUCCACAUCGCCAUCGGGGCCGAGAGCGAUUUCCGGUCUGCCAGCUCGAGACACGUGUGUUUCAAAAUCCAGAGUCCCGAGGCGCUCCUGGAGCUGAGGAGGAAGAUAUGGGAUCAUUUCCAACGCGGCGGGGACAGCGCGCCCCAGGCAGCCGAUCAGCCGGGUGAAGAAGACAGCGGUGAGUUACUGCUGAGCCCCCUUUCGCGUUUCGUGUUGUGUUAUGUCUGUCUACCUAUACCCUCUCCCUAUAUGGACUGA